Molecule: messenger RNA, 1401 nt
Organism: Fusarium poae
Lineage: Eukaryota; Fungi; Ascomycota; Sordariomycetes; Hypocreales; Nectriaceae
Exons: 1
Coding region: 1-1401 (466 amino acids)
Source: RefSeq, a predicted model, not a curated record
AUGCCUGGGCCUUCAAAAGACACAUCCUGGUGGGCACAGGAUCGGAACAUUUGCACCUUGUUGUGCAAGUUCAAAGGAAGCGAAGCUUCAGAUCCUCGUGAUAGGGUUUACGCAUUGAUGGGAAUGGCAUCAGAUAUGAACAGCAACGCGAUUGAAGCUGACUACACAAAGGAAGAGGAGAUGAUCGUUCGGGACUUGUGCCAGUACAUUUAUGGUGAUCGGAGCCCCAUCCGUGGUUUCUCUAUAACCUCGAUACGAGAGUUUCAGUCCCAGCUUUCUUCCAUAUCGACACGGCUUCUCAUUAACAUGCUUGAAACAAAGCCCACACAACAGUCUUUGCUGCUUUUUCUAGGCCGACAGGGUAUAUUGAAAGAUAUCGGCGACAUUGCGCUACGAAAACUGCUAGAUCGUGGAAGUCAUCUCGUAAACUUGUACCUCAGCAAGUGCGAAACCCCCUUCAUGAUUACUCUCCAGGUUGCUGAGAGAAGUCUUGCGGACUUUCCUAAUCUAUUCAAUUAUUUCUUGGAGAGGCAACAGAUACCCCCGAAUGUGUUACGGGGCAUUGCUUCCUGGAUGAUCGCUGUGAACUAUCAUGGUCUGGAAUCAUUUCUUAGACGGUUGAAAUUGGAAAUGGAUCCUGGACCGGAACUUAUCAUGAACUUGAUGACAUAUGGCCCAAGUGAGCCUGUAAAGCUUCUCGAAUUAAUUUUUGAGGCUUUUCGAAAACCCAUUGAACUGGAUGCGGUUACCUUUAUGCAAGCUAUUGAUGAGAAUGAGGCGGCACUCAAGCUUCUCCUCCAACACUGUCAGCAUCCUAUCAUGAUACCAGACAAGGUUUUGGUCAAGGCUAUCUCGUCUGGCAUUCAAAAACUACGGAUCAUUCUUGAGACACCUAAGCGUACCAUUUGUAUAGAAGAGGAUGCUUUUGACGCUGCAGUAGCACAGGGUUCGACAACACUUCAACUUCUUUUUGACCAUUGCGAUGGCGGUGUAUUGAUUAGUGACCAGCUGCUGCGUUCGGCAAUCCAGGCGGGUCCAAAGACCCUGGAAAGAGUCCUACAGAUGUCCUCCGGAAUUCAGGUUGGAAUAGAUGGAAGCAUUUUCAUAGCAGCAGCCGCGCAAGGACCAAAAACAGUGCAGCUUCUCUUUAAUCAUUGUCACCACCCUAUGUAUACGGCCAGAAAGGCCAUAUACACCGCUAUUUCAUACGCUCCUCGCACUCUGGAGACUAUGCUAGAGUUUUGUCCUUUCAAAGUCGAGUUGAGGAAGGACCUCUUUGUACGCGCCGUGGCGAAAGGUCCGGUAACACUAAAACUUCUUUUUCACCACUGCAUCAGGCCUAUCAACGUAACGAACAAGAUGCUUGAAGUGGCUAUCCGGGGAGGCAUAUACUGGAGGUGA